Saccharomyces eubayanus is the source of this 7107-nucleotide messenger RNA. It is a transcript of the gene MEC1, whose product is annotated as protein kinase MEC1. Gene Ontology annotation, biological process: telomere maintenance; DNA damage checkpoint signaling; protein phosphorylation. Gene Ontology annotation, molecular function: protein binding; protein serine/threonine kinase activity. Gene Ontology annotation, cellular component: nucleus. Lineage: Eukaryota; Fungi; Ascomycota; Saccharomycetes; Saccharomycetales; Saccharomycetaceae. The record is from RefSeq and is a predicted model, not a curated record. The transcript has a single exon. Bases 1 to 7107 code for a protein of 2368 amino acids.
AUGGAAUCACACGUCAAAUACCUUGAUGAGCUCAUAAUGGCCAUAAAGGACCUGAAUUCGGGGAUGGGGCCGCAGGUGCAGAUCAAAAAAGUGCCCGUAGACCCGCCUUCUUCCCAGGAGUACGCCAAGAGCUUGAAGAUCCUGAACACCCUUGUAAGGAAUCUGAAGGACCAGAGAAGGAACAAUAUUAUGAAGAACGAUACAAUCUUUGCGAAAUCCGUUUCCGCUCUCGCCCUGCUACUGGAGUACAAUCCCUUCCUACUUGUCAUCAAGGAUUCUAACGGGAGUCUUGAGAUACAAAAACUGAUAGACGACUUCCUAGGCAUAUCCGUUCUGAACUAUGACACACACCAUAGGAUAUGGUUCAUGAGAAGAAAGCUGGGCAACUGGUGUAAGGCUUGUGUUCAGUUUUACGGGAAACCCGUUAAAUUACAACUUUCCACACAUUUGGAAAACAUCAUAAACCGUUACGAGCAAUCUUUGACAGAAAUUCUGCAGGGGAACACAGAGCUCGCCAAGUUUUAUGACACGUUGAAAAACUUAUACAUUCUCUUGUACUGGUUCACGUCUGACCAUAGUACAUUUGGGAACUCAAUAACAUUCUUGGAUUCUUCUUUAGGGUUCACCAAAUUUGACUUGAACUUUCAACGGUUGAUAAGGAUUGUUCUUUACGUAUUCGAUUCCUGCCAGCUAUCAACUUUAGAAUACGCUGAACUCCAACUCAAAUACGUGUCCUUAAUCGUGGAAUAUGUGUGUAACAGGACAAUAGCCACCGGCUUGGAUACACCAUCGUUAAUCAGCAGUGAGCAAUUAAAAUUUGCACUGACCACAAUCUACCGCUUUUUGGAUAACAAAUGUGGCCUGCUGGAUAAUGAUCCCACAAUGGCAAAGGCGAUUCUUCGACUUUACUCCCUUUGCAUUUCAAAUGGUUUUUCAAAAUGUUUCAUAGACCACUUCCCCAUUGAACAAUGGGCAGACUUUUCACAAACGCAAGUCUUCCCGUUUACCCAAUUGACUAACAAGGCCCUUUCAAUCGUUUAUUUCGACCUCAAAAGAAGAUCCCUUCCCGCGGAAUCUCUGCAGUAUGACGAUAAGUAUAAGACUUGGAUUUACCAAUUGAAGCAGGACUCGAAUUUGAAAAAUGUUACCUCCUCAUUUGACGAUCGAUAUAAGCAACUAGAAAAACUAAGACUACUAGUGAUAAAAAAAUUCAAGAAUAAACGAAGAGAAACUUUGCUUGAGUAUCGUGUUAAUCAAUUAAGUCCUGGAUUUUUUCAAAGAACUAAAAAUGACUUCAAGUUGGUCCUAAACGAAAUGUCAGUAUCCAUUCAAACUUGCUUCAAGACAAAUAAUGUAACAAAACUAACGGCAUGGACUGUAGUCCUCGGAAGAUUAGCGUGCCUUGAAUCACAAAAGUCAAUGUCCAACCAUUCAAAUUAUUCAAGGAAUUUGGAUAACUGGGACGUUUGUCAUUUAUGCGAUGUUGAAAAAACCGGAAACCCAUUUGAACGAAUAAAUCCAGAUCGACCAGAAGCCGCAAACAAAUCAGAAGUUUUUAAAAUACUUUACUCAAACUUUCUAAAUCAUGCAAACGUGGACGAAUUUAGUGAAUCCUUGCUGAGCGGCAUCUUAUUUUCUUUACAAAGAACUUUCACCCAUUUUCAACCACCAAAACUUGUGGAUGGGGAUGAUCGAAUGAACAAGACUUUCGAGCUAGUACAAAAAUGUUUCAUGAAUACGAAUAGAUACUUACGUUUAUUGAGUACCAGAAUUGUGCCUUUACUCAACAUAUCAGACUCCCAUAAUUCUGAAGAUGAACACACAGCUACGCUCAUCAAGUUUCUGCAAUCCCAAAAAUUACCAAUCGUGAGAGAAACUUUAGUGAUGGCUUGGACACAAUUGACAUUGACAACUUCAAAUGACGUGUUUGAUACUCUACUUUUGAAACUGAUUGAUAUUUUCAAUUCUGAUGAUUAUAGUCUUCGAAUAAUGAUGACUUUCCAAAUUAAAAAUAUGGCCAGAAUUUUGAAAAAAACACCCUAUCAACUAUUAUCGCCGAUUUUACCUGUACUACUAAGACAGCUGGGGAAAAAUCUUGUGGAAAGAAAGGUUGGAUUUCAGAAUCUAAUCGAAUUGUUAGGUUACUCUUCAAAAACAAUUCUAGAUAUUUUCCAGAGAUAUAUCAUCCCCUAUGCUAUUAUUCAGUACAAGAGUGACGUACUGAGUGAAAUUGCCAGAAUUAUGUGUGAUGGGGAUGCAGGUUUAAUUAACCAGUUGAAAGUUACUCUAUUGAAAAAAAAUAGUAGGCAAAUUUUCGCAGUGGCUUUGGUGAAACAUGGACUUUUUUCUCUAGAUAUUUUAGAAACUCUCUUUUUGAAUAGAGCGCCCACCUUUGACAAAGGAUAUAUCACGGCAUACCUUCCCGAUUAUAAGACAUUAGCCGAAAUAACAAAACUCUACAAAAAUAAUGUUACUAAAGACGCCAGUGAUAAAGAAAACGCAAAUAUGAUUUUAUGCUCUUUGCGGUUUUUAAUUACCAAUUUUGAAAAGGAUAAACGGCAUGGCUCAAAAUACAAAAACGUGAAUAACUGGACAGACGACCAGGAACAAACGUUUCAAAAGAAAUUACAGGACAACAUUUUAGGUAUUUUCCAGGUAUUUUCUAGCGAUAUACACGAUGUUGAAGGUCGCACUACUUAUUAUGAAAAAUUAAGAGUAAUCAAUGGUAUAUCAUUCUUAAUCAUAUACGCACCAAAAAAAUCCAUAAUUUCCGCAUUAGCUCAAAUCAGUAUCUGUUUACAAACAGGACUUAGACUUAAAGAAGUUCAAUACGAGGCCUUUAGAUGCUGGCAUUUGUUGGUUCGCCAUUUAAAUGACGAGGAGCUAUCUACCGUUAUAGACAGCUUAAUAGCAUUUAUACUUCAAAAAUGGUCCGAAUUUAACGGAAAGCUUCGAAACAUAGUAUACAGUAUACUGGAUACUUUAAUCAAGGAAAAAUCAAGUUUGAUUUUGAAAUUAAAACCCUACACUACUUUAGCCUUAGUAGGCAAGCCCGAAUUAGGUAUUUUAGCCCGUGACGGUCAAUUCGCAAGAAUGGUAAAUAAAAUUAGAAGCACUACAGAUCUUAUCUCUAUAUUUGCUAAUAAUCUAAAGAGUAGUAACAAGUAUGUCAUAAAUCAGAAUUUGGAUGACAUAGAGGUGUACUUGAAAAGGAAGCAAACAGAGAGAUCCAUUGAUUUUUCAUCCAAAAAAGGUGGACAAACGUCCGAUAUAACAUUGGUACUGGGUGCUUUAUUGGAUACAUCUCAUAAGUUUAGAAACUUAGACAAAAAACUUUGUGAGAAGUGCGCGAAGUGCAUCAGUAUGAUUGGUGUAUUGGACGUCACAAAGCAUGAAUUCAAAAGAACUUCUUAUUCAGAAAAUGAAGUUUACGAUCUUAAUGAUAAUGUCCAAACCAUCAAGUUUUUAAUAUGGGUAAUCAACGAUAUUUUAGUUCCUGCAUUUUGGCAAAGUGAGAAUCCUAGCAAGCAGUUAUUUGUUGCCCUUGUUAUUCAAGAAUCAUUGAAGUACUGUGGUUUAAGUUCAGAAUCCUGGGAUAUCAAUCGCAAAGACUUAUACCCAAAUGAAGCUAAACUAUGGGAAAAGUUCAAUUCCAUCUCAAAGACAACUAUUUAUCCGCUUUUAUCUUCAUUGUAUCUCGCACAGUCUUGGAAAGAAUAUGUACCACUGAACUACCCCUCCAAUAACUUUAAGGAAGGAUAUAAAAUAUGGGUGAAAAGGUUUACGCUAGAUUUAUUGAAGACAGGUACAACUGAAAACCACCCCCUGCAUGUAUUUUCUUCUUUGAUUAGAGAGGAUGAUGGCUCACUUUCAAAUUUUUUGCUUCCCUAUAUUUCUCUGGACAUUAUCAUCAAAGCAGAAAACGAUACACCAUAUGCAAACAUUCUAAAUGGAAUAAUUACAGAAUUUGACAGCAUAUUCUCCUGUAAUUUGGAAGGCAUGAACAAUCUGCAGGUUGAUUCUUUAAAAAUGUGCUAUGAAUCAAUUUUCAGGGUUUUCGAAUAUUGCAAAAAAUGGGUAACUCAGUUUAAACAAAAUUAUAGUAGAUUACAAGGUACUUUUAUCAUAAAGGACACAAAAACCGUUAACAUGCUUUCAAGAAUAGAAAGAUUCCUGGAAACCACUCCCUCGGUUUUACUAGCCCAGCGUUCUUUAGAGACGGAUUCAUUCGAAAGAUCCGCUUUAUACCUCGAACAAUGUUACCGACAGAAUCCUCAUGAUAAGAAUCAAAACGGGCAAUUACUGAUAAGUUUGCAAGUUACGUACGAAGAAAUCGGAGACAUUGAUUCUCUUGAUGGUGUGUUAAGAACUUUUGCUACCGGAAACUUAGUUUCCAAAAUUGAAGAGUUACAGUAUUCGGAAAAUUGGAAACUUGCGCAAGAUUGCUUCAAUGUGCUUGGAAAAUUUUCAGAUGAACCCAAAACUACUACUAGGAUGUUAAAGUCCAUGUAUGAUCAUCAAUUGUAUUCUCAAAUAAUAUCAAGUUUUUCUUUACAUUCAUCAGAUGGUAAGAUCCCAUUAGCUUCAGAUGUAAAAGAAUGGUACAGUAUAGGUCUUGAAGCCGCAAAUUUAGAAGGUAAUAUUCAAACUUUAACGAAUUGGGUAGAGCAAAUAGAAAGCUUAAAAAAGGUUGAUGAUAGAGAUGUGCUUUUACAAUAUAAUAUUGCCAAAGCUUUGAUCACUAUUUCAAAUGGUGAGCCAUUGAAGACUCAAAAAUAUAUCCACAAUUCCUUUAGACUUGUUGGAACUAAUUUUAUAACCGCAUCCAAGGAAACGACUCUGUUGAAGAAACAAAAUUUAUUAAUGAAAUUACACAGCUUAUAUGAUCUCAGUUUGUUAUCUUCUGCUAAAGACAAGUUUGAAUACAAGACUAACACCACUAUACUUGAUUAUCGAAUGGAACGUAUCGGAGCUGAUUUUGUGCCCAAUCAUUACAUACUUUCAAUGAGAAAAUCAUUUGACCAAUUAAGAAUGAAUGAAGAGGCAAAUACGGAUUUGGGCAGAACAUUUUUCACCUUGGCUCAAUUAGCGAGAAAUAACUCUAGGUUAGACAUCGCAUCUGAGUCAUUGAUGUAUUGUUUGGAAAAGAAGUUACCUCAGUCGGAGUUGGAGUUUGCUGAAAUAUUAUGGAAGCAAGGUGAGAAUGAUAGAGCUUUAAAAAUAGUACAAGAAAUACACGAAAAGUAUCAAGAAGAUUCAUCGGUUAAUUCCCGUAAUCGCGCCACUGUACUUUUGAAGUUUACUGAAUGGCUAGAUCUUUCGAACAAUUCUGCAUCAGAGCAAAUUAUAAAACAAUAUCAGGAUAUAUUCCAGAUCGAUUCAAAAUGGGACAAACCCUAUUACUCUAUUGGCUUAUACUAUAGCAGGUUACUUGAGCGUAAAAAAGCAGAAGGCUACAUCACUAACGGCCGCUUCGAAUAUAGGGCAAUAUCUUACUUUUUAUUGGCAUUCGAAAAAAACACAGUUAAAGUAAGAGAGAAUUUGCCGAAGGUGGUCACGUUCUGGCUAGACACUGCUGCUGCAUCAAUUUCAGAAACUCCAGGAAACAGAAAGGAACUGUUAAGUAAAGCAACGGAGGAUAUAUGUAGCCAUGUUGAAGAAGCAUUGCAGAAUUGCCCCACAUACAUAUGGUAUUUUGUUUUGACUCAAUUACUGUCUAGAUUACUACAUUCUCAUCAAUCAUCUGCUCAAAUAAUAAUGCAUAUCCUUUUAAGUUUAGCCGUUGAAUAUCCAUCCCAUAUUUUGUGGUAUAUUUCUGCCCUUGUGAAUUCCAAUUCUUCAAAGCGAGUUCUUCGUGGUAAGCAUAUUUUGGAAAAGUAUAGGCAACAUUCGCAAAACCCUCAGGAUUUGGUGUCUUCUGCAUUAGAUUUAACAAAAGCAUUAACUCGCGUUUGCUUACAGGACGUCAAAACCGUUACAAGUAGAGCAGGAAAGUCUUUAGAAAAAGAUUUCAAAUUCGAUAUGAGUUUGGCUCCAUCUACAAUGGCUGUUCCAGUAAGACAGAACUUAGAUAUAAUCUCACCUCUUGAAUCCGAUUCAAUGAGAGGUUACCAACCGUUCAGAUCAGUUGUCACUAUAAUUAGGUUCGGAUCAUCUUAUAAAGUGUUUUCCUCGUUAAAGAAACCUAAACAAUUGAAUAUCAUAGGGUCCGAUGGUAACAUUUAUGGAAUCAUGUGCAAAAAAGAAGAUGUUAGACAAGAUAACCAAUAUAUGCAAUUUGCAACAACAAUGGAUUUCCUUUUGAGCAAGGACAUAGCUUCAAGGAAAAGAAAUCUUGGUAUAAACAUAUAUUCUGUAUUAUCUCUUCGAGAAGAUUGUGGGAUAUUAGAAAUGGUGCCUAACGUUGUUACUUUGAGAUCAAUCCUUUCUACAAAAUAUGAAAGUUUGAAAAUCAAGUACAGUUUGAAAAGUUUGCAUGAUAGAUGGCAACACACUGCGGCCGAUGAGAAAUUGAACUUUUAUACGGAGCAAGUAGGAAAGUUUCCACCAAUACUUUACCAAUGGUUCCUUGAAAACUUCCCUGACCCAAUCAAUUGGUUUAACGCUAGAAAUACCUACGCCAGGUCAUACGCCGUUAUGGCAAUGGUAGGACACAUAUUAGGGUUAGGUGACAGGCAUUGCGAAAACAUAUUGUUAGACAUACAAACCGGUAAAGUUCUUCAUGUUGAUUUUGACUGUCUAUUCGAAAAGGGGAAGAGAUUACCUGUUCCGGAAAUUGUCCCAUUUAGAUUGACACCGAAUCUACUGGAUGCAUUAGGGAUUAUUGGAACAGAAGGAACAUUCAAGAAAUCUAGCGAAGUCACUUUGGCCUUAAUGAGAAAAAACGAAGUUGCACUAAUGAAUGUGAUAGAAACAAUUAUGUACGACAGAAACAUGGACCACUCGAUACAAAAUGCACUAAAAGUUUUAAGAAACAAGAUUCGUGGCAUAGAUCCACAGGACGGGUUGGUUUUGAGUGUUGCUGGCCAAACCGAAACAUUGAUUCAAGAGGCAACUUCGGAAGAGAAUCUAAGCAAGAUGUAUAUUGGUUGGCUUCCGUUUUGGUAG